Camponotus floridanus (Florida carpenter ant) is the source of this 1646-nucleotide messenger RNA. RefSeq names its product aminopeptidase N-like. The transcript is spliced from 7 exons. The record is from RefSeq and is a predicted model, not a curated record. Gene Ontology annotation, cellular component: cytoplasm. Gene Ontology annotation, biological process: proteolysis; peptide catabolic process. Gene Ontology annotation, molecular function: metalloaminopeptidase activity; zinc ion binding; peptide binding. The coding region runs from base 117 to 1646 and encodes 509 amino acids. NCBI's taxonomy places the organism in Eukaryota, Metazoa, Arthropoda, Insecta, Hymenoptera, Formicidae.
AAGAAGCUUUUUCCCAUAGCACUGAUGAUUUUAUCUAUGACAAUGAAAUAUGUAUAACUAUCAUUUCUUUCCCGUAUAAUUUAUCGUUAGGAUUUUACACUCUGAAUAUAAAAUUUAUGGGACUUUUAGCUGAAAAUGGAGGAUUCAGAAAUUACAUAAAUCAACAAAAUGAUAGAAUGUGGUUGGCCGCAACGCAUUAUUACAAAUUUGCGAUUCGAAGAUUAUUUCCACUUUUAAAGGACACUAUAUAUGCUAGUUAUAGCAUUUCUAUAAAGCAUCAUGAAAACUUCAUGGCUUUAUCAAAUAUGCCUAAGAUAUGGGAGGAAAUAAAAGUGGAUGGAAAUAAUAUGCAAUGGACACGCUUCCAAAUUACUCCCGUAAUGCCCGUUUAUUUCAUAGCGGCGGGUGUGUUUAAUCUCUUCUUUAUUACAAGUUGGAAUACCAAAUUGUUGUGCAGAAAAGACAUACUGCCAUAUAUGACAUUUGCACACAAUGUUGCUCAAAAUAUUGCGUGGUUUUUGCCGCAAAUCAGGAAAACUAAAGAAACUAAUCACAUUGCGAUUCCGGAAUUACUCAAUGUGGAAGAGAUAAUAUUGGGAUUCGUUCUUUAUAGAGAAGAAGAUAUUAUCUUUAAUGAAAAAAUAUAUGCUGAGAUACGCAAAAUUGAAAUAGCGCGAGUAAUAGGAUAUAAGGUGGCACACGAAUGGCUUUAUAAUGCAAUCGAUCCGUAUAAGUGGGAACCAUGGUUAAGCAAAGGCUUCGCUACAUAUUAUGGAAUUUACGCUGUCGAUCAGAAAUUCCCAGAUUUUCGGAUACAAGAUUUCUUUGUGGUUCAAAUGCAACAUGAUUUUCUUCAUUGGAGCACCAAGGACACAUGGCCACUUACAAUCAAAUCGGAAUUCAAUAGCUCUUUUAAAGUACCUCGUUUCAUCAAAGCAAGCCUUAUGUUCUACACGUUGCAAACUUCCUCAGAAAAAGUUUUCAGGAAAAGUAUCAAAAGAUAUUUAAAUUAUAAUUAUAUAAGCAGUAGUGAUUUCUGGAACGAAAUGCAAGCUGUCAUGUCAGAAUCAUCUUCCAAAAUGAAAUACAAAUUAGAAGACAAAAUAACUAAUUGGACACAGCUAAAUUAUUAUCCUGUGAUAAAUGUGGAAAGAAAUUAUGAUAAAAACAGUUUGAAUAUAUCUGUAGAAGAUUUUAAUGUAGAUAUAUGGAUAUUGAAUGAAUAUAUAGAUAUGAAUAUUGUUACGGAGACCCAUUUGAAAAAUAUUUCGAUUCACGUGUGGCUAGUACCACAUAUUUCACAUAUUAUUACAGAUCUCAAGAACGAGAAUGACUCUGUAUUGGUCAAUUCACAAAGUGGAUGUUAUCGCGUCAAUUAUGAUGCCAGGAAUUGGAAUAGACUUUCGCACUACCUGAACUCCAAAUUCUUUGGAAAAAUACAUGUUCUCGAUCGUGCUAAAAUCAUCGACGACGCAUUUCAUUUUCUGAUGACAGGUCGACUAAAUUCUACUGUAUUCUUGGAUAUUUUACAGUAUCUGAGGCGAGAUACAGAUUAUAUCGCAUGGUAUCCUAUGUUCAAAAACUUGGAAUAUAUCUCGGGUUUCUUAGCACAUCCAGAAAGCGCAUAUAGUCCUAUAAAGGUAUAA